AUGCUAGGAGCUCACGGCGGCGACGGCGAUGGGAGGGAUCCGCACCGAUCGUGGUGUAAGAAAAUAUCAGGCUGCAAAAACAGCGGCUCGAAGAAAACACCACCACCACCAAGAGGGGCAGCCAAAAAUCUAAAACUUGAGGCUGCCUUGAAGAAAAAUGGAGGCCCGUUACCCAUGUACUUCGACUACAAAUCAAAGACCUUUCAGUCGAUCGGGGACUACGGGGCUAUGUACAAAUCUUUGUUAGGCUCGUUGAUCGGAGAUGUCCCCCAGUACUACGAGUCAUGGGACGAUGUGCCUGAGUCUAUGAGGGACCAUAUCUUGGAGGAAGUACAGCGCUAUUUUGCGAUGGACCAGUACUUAGAGCUUGAUGAGGACGACCCCACCCGGAAGGCAGCAAAACUGGCUUUCCGUGCUGAUGCAGCUAGCAUAUAUAGGCAGAGAAAGUCAAAAUUCAAAUCUCAGCAUUUUACAGCACGGGGGGGUGUAGGCUCAGCAGAUACCCUGCAGACAGCACCGCCCACUGGGAUGACCGGGUGA
Messenger RNA from Erigeron canadensis, 540 nucleotides. RefSeq lists its product as uncharacterized. The record is from RefSeq and is a predicted model, not a curated record. Bases 1 to 540 code for a protein of 179 amino acids. The transcript is spliced from 4 exons. NCBI's taxonomy places the organism in Eukaryota, Viridiplantae, Streptophyta, Magnoliopsida, Asterales, Asteraceae.